UUGCAUAUUUGGCAUGCUGUCCAAUGGGAUCGAGGACUCCGAGCUUGGAAUUUAUUUAGCCUAAACCCAGAGUUCUCCCCCGUAUCCCCAGCCAAGAGUGAGGAAUGGGGUGGCGGAGGGAUGCAGAAAACUGUCGAGGUAACUAGGUGAGGCGGCUUUCGUCUGUGUAUACCUCCUCUCGAGCUGAUUAGAUAGACCGUUUGAAUGAGCUCCUCCAAAACUUUGUUUAUAAAACAUCAUUUGUCGCUUGAAUUCUGCAUUAUCUUGAGACGCAGACAUGUAAGAGGCUGACAAUUAGCUGAACAUAUACCAGUUUAAUUAGUGACACUUAGCCUUUAUUUGUACAUGGCAACAUUUUUAUUUUAAAAUCUUUAUUUGUAUAUGGCAACAUGAUGGCUCAUUCUACAAUAUUUCUGUGAUUAAAUCGCUCCUCCCCCAUCACCCAAUCACUGUGGGCAUAGUUAGUAAGCAUGUUGACAUUCAUAGCAAGGAGGUCAACCCCGCCCUUACUCUUAGCUUAAGACUUAUGUCUGUUGCUUAGUAAAAGUUUGUCUCAGCAGCUUUUAUGAGAAAACUCUUAACAUUUACUGCUAUUUAGAAGUCGUAGUGGUAAGAUAAAAUCUUUGUGAAUAUUGCCCCAGAUGUGUAAAACCAUUAAUAAGAACAGGGGGUAAUAUUGUUUGUGUAAUUUUAGGCAUAGAAUCUUAUGUUAAUGGCUGAUUUCUCUCAUAGUGUGUUCUAGUUUUUGGCACAAGUCCUGCUAUUCAAAGCAUCAUGAAUGGAAUAGAAAACAGUCCUUAUGGGAAGUAAGUUCAGAGGAAGAUUCGCUGUCAAAUGAGGAAUACAUACCAUAGUCUGAGUCAGACAAUCAGUCAGACAGUUCAGAUGAACUGACAACAAGACCAGCAAGAUAUGAUCAGGCUAAACACCUCUUAGAUAUACAGGGAGCUGCAUCCUCUAAGUUUAGUGAACCUCUGAGAUCAGACGUAACACCCCUGAAUAUAUCUCAGGGCAAAGGAAAACAAACCUUAAAGGCCAGGGAAGCAGCUUGUGUGUAUGAAAAGUCUGACUUGCUUUGUCAUGAGGAGCAGUUGACUGAUGUCGAGACAGACAGUGAACCAGGCGGUUCUGGUGAAUGCCACCUUCCCAGAAAUGUGGUUAUGCAGUCACCCCGAUCACACAACGGAGAGGAGAGUAGUGAGAAGAUUUUGAAUGCAAAUAGGGCGGCAGCAUUGAGAGAGGAAGGGAGGGAAAGCAGCAUGGCUGAAGCAGAUCAGUGUGUGCAAUCAGCAAAAAUUUCUUGUUCUUCAAAUAGUAAGAACUACUGUUACAUCUGCGGGAAACCUCAGUCCAAGUUAGCGCGCCAUUUGAAAACCCACAUGGAUGAAGUUGAAGUUGGGCAGGCUUUGUCACUCCCUGUGCACUCGAAAGAACGUAAAGCAAUGCUGCAGAAACUCAGGAACAAGGGCAACUAUCAGCAUAACACAGAUGUUUUACAGUGUGGAGAGGGGGCUCUUAAAAUAAAACGGGCACCAAAAAGACAGUGCGAUUCCAAACAGUUUGUGCAUUGCAUGUACUGCAAAGGGAUGUUCGUACGGACAGAUCUAUGGCGUCAUUUGAAAAAAUGUCCCUCAAAACCAGUGUCUGACAGUGAAAACCAAGGGAGAACCAGGGUUUUGGGUCUUGCAACUAUGGCAGAGUCUUCAUUCAGUCAGCAGAUCAUGCAAGGAGUUUGGAAGCUCUUAAGUGUGAUAAAGCAGGAUGACAUCUCUGCUGUUGUCAAAAAUGAUCUGAGUAUUCUUCAGCUUGCACAGUCUUUCUUUAACAAACAUGGGCAUGACCCUACCAAGUUUGAGUACAUUCGACAAAAACUGUGUGAAAUUGGAAGAUCGUUGUUGACGUUGCGUAGAGAGUUUUCUAUAUACAGUCUUGAAGAAGCUGUGAAACCUGCCAAUUUUCAUAGACUCAUUCGAGCGGUCCAGAGGGUGUCUGGCUAUGAUGACGAGAGUCACUACUACCAAUGCCCCAGCCUUGCACUGAAACUGGGGCAUUCGCUGAAUAAGAUCUGUGAAAUCAUUCACUGCCGAGCACUGAUGUCUGAGGACAAAGAACUCAUCACGUCAACAGAGACCUUUAAAAAGCUCUAUUCCUCAAAGUGGUCUGAGAUGAUCUCGAACACUGCUUUGGUCACACUGAAUGAGGCGAAAUUCAACAAGCCUUCAACGCUGCCUUUUACUCAAGAUGUACAGUGCCUGCAUCGGUUCCUUGAGAAGACUGCACAUGAUGCAUUUCAGAAAUUAAAAGAGACUGAAUCACCUCAAAGCUAUGCAGAACUAGCCAAAGCGGCACUCACCAAAAUCAUUGUGUUCAAUCGUAGACGCGCAGGAGAGGUCUCGAAAAUGCCGCUCAAAGCCUUCAAAGAAAGGGACAGCACUUCUCUUCAUGAUGAUGUUGCCUUGGGCCUGAGCAGGUUUGAGCAGAAACUCUGCCGCCAUUAUAGUCGAGUUGAGAUCAGGGGGAAAAGGGGAAGAAAAGUUGCCAUUCUUCUCACACCAGAUGUGGUUGAUGCUCUGCUGCUGCUGGUCAGCAAGAGAAGUGAAUGUGGAGUGCUGGACACGAAUGAAUUUCUGUUCGCUAGACCAAACUGCCAAAGUCACUACAGAGGCCAGGACUCUCUCAGGGCCUACGCAAGUGAAUGUGGAGCUCAGAAUCCAGAGUUUCUAAGAUCAGCUCAUCUGUGUAAACACGUGGCUACUCUCUCCCAAAUCCUAAACCUGAAAAACAAUGAAUUAGAUCAGGUCGCUGAUUUCUUAGGACAUGAUAUCCGCAUCCAUCGCGACUAUUACAGGCUGCCAGAAGCCACUACUCAGCUGGCUAAAAUUUCAAAAUUACUCUUAGCCAUGGAAAAGGGAUGUCUUCCUAAUCUUCAAGGCAAAUCACUUGAUGACAUUGAGAUCGAAGGUAUGUUCAUCCUAGUGAAGGCAGUACAGUGGAUCUUUUACACUCAUGGGGAGGUUUAAGGAAACUGAUUAUAAAGAGUUACGAGAAAUUAUUUGAUGCGCCAUUCAUCCUGCAGUAUGCUGUAGGGUGUAGUCUAAUUUGGAAUGUUUCAUAAAUGACUUCUGAAUAUGGGUUAAACAGGAGUAAGUUGUUCUUGUGUUAUAAAUAUAUUU
This is a messenger RNA of Ctenopharyngodon idella (grass carp), 3173 nucleotides long. RefSeq lists its product as uncharacterized. Lineage: Eukaryota; Metazoa; Chordata; Actinopteri; Cypriniformes; Xenocyprididae. Bases 1161 to 3020 code for a protein of 619 amino acids. The record is from RefSeq and is a predicted model, not a curated record. The transcript is spliced from 2 exons.